AUGGCAACCUUCAUCACCGUCGGCAACGGCGUGGUGGCCAAAGACGGCGUGGCCGAGGGCGAGGCCGCGCAGUACGCCGCCCUCAAGCGACAGGUACUCGAAGGGGAGGCGCGCAAGAAGCAGGAGGAGCGCGAGCGGCGGGUCAGUCUGGGACUACCGCCCGAGCUGACGCGGGAGGAGAAGAAGGAAGCCAAGCGGAAGGAGAAGGAGAGGAGGAAAUCCGAGGCGGCCAGGGAGAGGGAAAGGGAGGGCGGCGGGGGGACGGGGAAGAGAGUGCUGGGCAUGCUGUGUUUUGGCCCUUAG
Messenger RNA from Fonsecaea erecta, 303 nucleotides. RefSeq lists its product as hypothetical. NCBI's taxonomy places the organism in Eukaryota, Fungi, Ascomycota, Eurotiomycetes, Chaetothyriales, Herpotrichiellaceae. The coding region runs from base 1 to 303 and encodes 100 amino acids. The transcript has a single exon. The record is from RefSeq and is a predicted model, not a curated record.